AGUGAUUGCUCUUUGAUUGAUAUAUUCCUACACUGUGUGUCACUUAUUACAUUGGCGAUCAUUAUGUAUGCUCUUUCAGAGUGUAGGAAACCAUGGCUUAUUUAACUUGGGAAUCACAGCACCAGUGAAAUACUCCACACAAACAGGAAACCUACAUCUAAUAUGUGAAUCAGGUCCUAUGCAGACUGGAUGGAAUCAAAGAACAACGUAACUUUCUUUGUCCUCCUGGGCCUCACACAGGAUGGAAAGGAACAGAAGUUUCUGUUUGUUAUAUUCUUGCUCUUCUAUAUUUUGACGGUGGUGGGCAACCUGCUCAUUGUGGUGACUAUAGCUGUCAGUAAGACGCUGGGCUCCCCUAUGUACUUGUUUCUUGCUAACUUAUCUUUUAUGGAUGUCACUUAUUCGUCUUGCAUUUCCCCCAGAUUGAUUUCGGACUUGUUCUUUGGGGAAAAUACCAUAUCCUUCCAAUCUUGUAUGACCCAGCUAUUUACAGAGCACCUUUUUGGUGGAUCAGAGGUCAUUCUUCUGCUGGUGAUGGCUUAUGACCGCUAUGUGGCCAUCUGUAAGCCCUUGCGUUAUUUGGUUGUCAUGAGGCAAGAGGUGUGUGUUGUGCUGCUGGUAGGGUCCUGGGUUGGAGGUUUUCUGCAUUCAGCCAUUCAAGUUAGCACGAUUUAUAGUCUCCCAUUCUGUGGUCCCAAUGUCAUUGAUCAUUUCAUCUGUGAAAUGUACCCCUUACUGAGACUUGCCUGUACUGACACAUAUGUCAUUGGCCUGUUAGUGGUGGCCAACGGAGGGAUGAUGUGCACAAUUGUGUUUGUGCUCUUGCUCAUCUCUUAUGGUGUCAUCUUGCACUCUCUAAAGAACCUUAGUCUAGAAGGGAGGCAGAAAGCCCUCCAGACCUGUGGUUCCCACAUCACUGUGGUGGUCUUCUUCUUUGUGCCAUGUAUUUUCAUGUACGUGAGACCUGCUAAGACCUUCCCCAUUGACAAAUCAGUGAGUGUGUUUUUUACAGUUAUAACCCCUAUGCUGAACCCCCUGAUCUAUACUCUGAGAAAUUCUGAGAUGACAAAUGCGAUGAAGAAGCUCUGGAUGAGAAAUGUCGUAUCUGUUGGUGUAUAAGUGCAUUAUCCACCAUGAAGAGAAUUAUUUGACAUUGGAUGCCAUUUUAUAAGAAUGCAGAUGUCUUUUUAAAAUGAUUCUGAGUUCCCUUGUUCAAAGAACUUAAUUAUUUUUAAAGGAUGAACUGGAUAAUUGUGCUUUAAUAACAAUUUCCCUCCCUGGUAGAAUCUAUAGUCCAUUAUCCCUUGGAGAUUGCUUCAUUUAGAAAGGUGCAAUACCUUCAUAGCAAGGUGUCAACAAUACGUGAUUAUUUAGUAAAUUUUUAUGGUUAAUUUUCAAUCAACUUAUGUUUUUUAAUUUUUUUGAUACUUAGUAAUAUUUUAGUUAUAUUCUUGUUAUUUCAGGUAAUUCUUUUUAUUAUGCUAAUUAUAAUGCUAAUGAUGCAUAGACUGUCUUGUUCAGUAAAUUUCUGUUGCCUUAUCUGCAAAAUAUUUUGUGUAACACUUUUAUUUUUACAAGAAAAAUUGAUGUGUAAUGGAUAAUAAUGAAUAGUAAAAGAGAACACCUUACAUAAUGGGAUAAAAUGUGAAUAAAUUACCUACUCAUCUCUCAACACGGUCUCUAUUCCUCCUUCCCCAGAGGAAGUCACUUAAUCUGUUUCUUAAGCCUCUUGAGGUAUUAACAUCAUUUGUAUUUAUGUAUGCAAAUUUUUCUCUGUGUAUUUAAAUAUUUGUUUUUAUUAUCAACUUACUUUUUUUAAAAUAAACUUUUAAGUUUAGGAUAGUUUUGUUUAUUUUUGAUUUUUCAGUUGAAAAAUUGUCCUACAAUAUUAUCUUAGUUUCGGGUACACAACAUAGUGACUGAACUAUCAUGUACACUAAGAAAUGCUCAUUAUGAUCAUUGUAGCUUCCAUCUGGUUAACAUAACAAGUUGCUACAACAUA
Acinonyx jubatus (cheetah) is the source of this 2002-nucleotide messenger RNA. Its product is annotated as olfactory receptor 4A47-like. The coding region runs from base 190 to 1119 and encodes 309 amino acids. The transcript is spliced from 2 exons. The record is from RefSeq and is a predicted model, not a curated record. Lineage: Eukaryota; Metazoa; Chordata; Mammalia; Carnivora; Felidae. Gene Ontology annotation, molecular function: G protein-coupled receptor activity; olfactory receptor activity. Gene Ontology annotation, biological process: G protein-coupled receptor signaling pathway. Gene Ontology annotation, cellular component: membrane.